AUGGAUGGGAAGCUAUUGAAAGAAAUUGGCUGCAAAGGAUAUGGUAAAGAACAAUUUAAUAAUCCGUUUGGCAUUACCAUUGAUGAAAAUACCGGUAAAGUCUAUGUUGCUGAUCUUAAAAAUCAUCGCAUUCAAGUCCUCAAUCGGGACUACUCAUUUUCUCAUUCCUUUGGCAAAAAAGGAAAAGAACUAAAGCAGUUUAUGCAGCCUAAUGGCACUGCCCUUGAUUCUCAAGGUAACGUAUUUGUGACUGAUACGUUCAAUCACAGAAUACAAAAGUUCUCACAAUCCGGACAAUACAUAUCCUAUUUUGGCUCAGAGGGGCCUGGUCCAGGCCAGUUGAAGCUCCCAGAGAAGAUAGUCAUCAACAAUGAUUACAUUUAUGUCACUGAGCAUCUUAAUGCCCGCGUCUCUGUCUUCACAACUGAAGGUAAAUUUGUUCAAUGUUUCGGGAAGCAAAGCAGUGAGGGAGGACUGGUUUGGCCCCGUGGACUCACUUUUGACAAGGAUGGCAGUCUUUAUGUGUGUGAUUUUAGAUCACACUGCAUCUUCAAGUACUAAAAAUACACUUGCAACUGUGCAUUUAGCCAUUUAUCUUUUCUUUUGUUUAAACUUUUGAUUAGCCUAUUAAUGAGACUUUCAUGAUUUUUAUUAUUACUUAUUAUAGUCUUGUGUAAUUUAAUUUGCUGUUAUUAUUGAUAAAACUUU
Molecule: messenger RNA, 708 nt
Organism: Amphimedon queenslandica
Lineage: Eukaryota; Metazoa; Porifera; Demospongiae; Haplosclerida; Niphatidae
Product: E3 ubiquitin-protein ligase TRIM71-like
Exons: 1
Coding region: 1-561 (186 amino acids)
Biological process (GO): proteasome-mediated ubiquitin-dependent protein catabolic process; protein polyubiquitination
Molecular function (GO): protein binding; ubiquitin protein ligase activity
Source: RefSeq, a predicted model, not a curated record